Molecule: messenger RNA, 4519 nt
Organism: Bufo bufo (common toad)
Lineage: Eukaryota; Metazoa; Chordata; Amphibia; Anura; Bufonidae
Gene: BLTP3A
Product: UHRF1 binding protein 1
Exons: 21
Coding region: 100-3345 (1081 amino acids)
Molecular function (GO): histone deacetylase binding
Source: RefSeq, a predicted model, not a curated record
UUUACCAAGAACUUGUCACCAGAACAAAUAAAUUUGAGCACCCUGCGUGGUGAGGGACAUUUGACAGACUUGCAACUAGAUGAAGAGGCACUACAGAACAUGCUUGAUUUGCCAACAUGGCUUGCUGUUACACGUGUCUACUGUAAUCGUGCUGCUAUUCGGAUACAAUGGACAAAGCUGAAAACACAUCCAAUUUGUUUGACGCUUGACAAAGUUGAAAUUGAAAUGAAAACAUGUGAAGAUCCUCGACCGCCCAAUGGUCCUUCCCCUAUAACACUUGCUGCGGGUCAAAGUGAAUAUGGGUUUGCAGAGAAGGUGAUAGAGGGCAUGUUCUUAGAGAUUGGCUGUGUGAUUAUCAAGAUCGAGUCACAGACAUUUCAUGCAUCUCUACAGCUGUGGCAGCUGCAAGGCUACAGUGUUAGUCCAACGUGGCAGCAGAGUGAUUUACAAUUCACCCGCCUUACCCAUCCACAGAGAGGAGAGGUUCUCACUUUCAAGCAAGUAACUUGGCAGACCUUGCGCAUUGAAGCUGAUGCCUCUGAUUGUUGUGAUGAUGCCCCAAGCACUCCUUUACGUCUACUUACCAAUAGCGGAAGAUUGAACGUUGCACUUAAAAGAAGGACUAAAGAUUGUAUGGUCCUGUCUUCAAAGCUGACAUUCGUCUUAGAUGAGCUGCUUUGGGUUCUGACAGACUCUCAGCUGCAGUCAUUGCUUUCAUACACAAAAUCCCUAAGUGAAGCUGUCCAAAAAUCGAUGAGGCAAAAAGAACAGAUAAGUGUGGGGCAGGUCCUAUCCCCCAAUACCACUCCACAGUGGUCAUAUUCCUCUCCCAGUUCCAGCUCUUCUAGUCUAGGACGGUACUUUGACAGAUUUGAUGUGAUGGAAACCUCUUAUCAUCUACUCAUCUCACGGCUAGAAAUACAUGUGUGUGAUGACAGCCAAAAAAGGGGUACAGUAUCCGGAGGAGCCAUACAAAUGACCUUCCGCAGAAUCAUGUUGGACUAUUAUCCUACCCACAAAACAGGGCAGAGCUGUGCCCAUUGGAAUCGUUAUUCUCCUGCAAUGAGCACUUGUGAACAGUGGACUCAAGAUCUUGCAGAAGAAAGACAAGCUAAGGAAGAAAUUAAUAUCAGUAUGUUUGGAAAAAUACCUUCAUCUAAAAAUGAGCAGCGCAGUACAAGAGAACCAUCUCUCUGCUUUCGAUCAGUACUCAUUAGGAUUGAUGAUAUGCAUAUUCAUCAGGUGUCUUCAUCUGGACAGACCCCCCAAAGACCACCUCUUCUUUCAUGCCAUCAAAUACCAAUUGCUUCUUCUGCUAUCCAUCUUCAAUACAUGGAUUAUUACUGUCUUUCAGGAGAGUGUCUUCCAGUGCCUCCACCUGCUCUAUACAUACAACUCCAUGUGAAUGAAGGUGCAAUCGAGACUAGAGACCUCCGCUUAGAUGGAUUCAAUCUUAAGCUUAUCUUCCCUGUGACAGUUCCUACCUACAGUCCCCCUGAUCGACCAUCUUCUGUUUGUGCUCAUCUUUCUUCAGUUACCCUCACAAACACACGCCAGGCUCCAGGUUCUAACCUUGGUCUUCUACAAAGCAUAUUUCGAUCCUUUGCAGCACACAAAGAUUUUCAUUGCCCUCCAGGACCUCUGCAUCCAGUAUUUCUUUCCCAUUUGUAUCCUUCUUCUGAAUCUCCACCAACAUCUCUGUGGACUCUACAUAGCCCUGGCUUGUCUAUUUAUUUUGAAGGAGGGAGAUCUAAACGUGAUAUACUAUUACAUCAUAUGCAAUUUACAGCAUUGGCCUGUCUUUUAAUUCCUGAACUUGAGUUGCAAGUAAUGAUCAAUGUAGACGAUAUAAUACGGCUGCAACUGAAUCACUACCACUAUCUCACCUUGCUACGUUUCCAAGAGCAGCUGCAACUUUUACUGGAAGGCUUAAAGCAUACAGCAAAUUCACGGCCAGUUUUUUUAAAGCGGAUGUCUUCUUCCUACCAUAUGAAAAUCUGUGUUGGCAUGCAAAUCCCCAUUGUCACUAUUUCUCUUUUACUUCCGGGCUCAAUCUCUUCCCUGGGACUCGAGGACUCUGAAAGGAGCAGUCUUGUAGGGUCUGAACUUGCAGAAGGGGGCAUAACUUGUGGAAAAAAGACAAAUAAGUCACAUGUGACAAAUAAAUGUGAAAUUGUAGAUUCAUUUUUUGGCCCUGAACAAGGAGAAGCGCUUCAGGAGGUAUUGGAUGUGCAGAAAGGAGAAACUUCUCAGCUCUGUCACCAUAAUAAUAAAGAAGAAACAGAUGAUCUGACAAAAGGCGGUCUGCCGGAGAAGGUUCUAGCUAAUGAUGCUGUUUCAACAAAGGAAGUUUCUGUAGACCCUUCACUGUGGAAGGAGUUUUCACAUAACACAUUGCUUAGCACUCUGGGUCUGAACUGUGAGACUUUUGGCCUUGGAAAGGAAAGAAUGCAUCGCUUUCUAAGUGACACAAAACAUAAAGAUGAUGUUCUGCACAAUCGGACAAGUUCACAUCUUUCUCGUACGCAGUCAUUGGAUACUGUUUCUAUAGAUGGUCUGGAUUUGUUGUCUCUGGACAGUGAAACUACUGAGAAUUUCAUUUUGAAAUUGGAUGCCGAAAUUACUCUCAAUGGAGAAAAUGUUUUAACAGAAGAAGAUGACACCUCGCAAAGUACAGAGUGCCCUGGACCACAGCAGAUUAUUACAGUGGCUCUUCAUAAUGUCUCCUCCGUCUCACAUGUUUUUGGAGAGGACUUGACAGUUACUGUCAAAGCUUUAGACAUCAGCUGUUCUCAAAAAGUGAAAGAUUUGAAAGGUCUUUUAACAAGUACUCCCACCACAACAUCUCCACGUAUGAUCUUGAACUUUGAUAUUGGUCCUACUGCAGCUUCUCUCUCUCCACUUGCUGUACAUAAUGGAUUUUUACAAUUACAUAUUCAAGAUUUUAGCUUGGAGAUUCCUAUAUCUGCUUUAACACAUAUAGGACCUUUUCUAGAGGAUGAACAGAUUCCCAAAACACUGCCAAUGAUUAUUCAAGUUACCAACAGCAAGCUGAUAUUGAGAGAUGAUGUUCCACGUAUGUAUCAGUCUCCAGUUGUUCCCGAACCAAUUGCUUUUUUAGUGGAAAACCUCAAAGUUCAGAGGCAAGAAGAUGGAGUUUUCUGGAUCACUGGACAAGAAUCUUUUAGCCUGUUUAAAAAAAAUACUUCUCAAGAACUGCCGGACAGCAAAGAGGCGCUCAAGAGAGAACUGUUGGCUGCACUUGCAAAACUUGAACAACAGCAAAAACAAGAGCAGCGUCUCUUAGAGGAAAUCAGAAAAUACAACCCCCAAUUCCAUCUGUGAUUGCUCAGUGUCUUAAUGCCUUUAUAGUACCAUUCUACACUAUAAUGUCCUAUGCACUGAAAACAUUUUACACUCACCAGAAUAUUUGAGCAGCAAAAAGUGUCUAUUACACCUUAUGCACAUGAAUAUGUAUUUUGCUGUCUGCAAAUUGUAGAUCCACAAAAUACUGAUACUGUCUGCAUUGCAUCCACAUUUUUGUGGACCUAUUUACAAUAGAUCUGCCGUCCACAUUUUGCAGCCAAGUAUAGAGCAUGUUGUAUCUCUUUGCGCAACAGACAUACGGAUGAGGAAAGUGCACAGAUCAUCCAUGUGCUUUCCACAUCCGUUUGUCUGUUCCACAAAAAGUUGGAAUUUGUCCUUAAAAUGCAGACCAUGCACCAAGUCAAUGGGUCUGAAAAAUGUGUAAUGGGUCUGUAAUAAUAUUUUGCCAUGCAAGUAAUGGCACUUUUAACAUGUAAACUGAAAACAGGAGCAUUGUUUUUCUCUGGACAUUACUUUUUUUGUUCACUUAUCUAAAGACUGUCAACCUAUAAACAUAUGGUGGUAUUAGCCGAUAACUUGUUGCAAUAUGAUAAACAUCAAAAUGUUUACAAAGCGAUUCUCUUUAAACUUGUGUUUGAAAAAAUAUACAUAUAGUUUACUGUUAGUUUUCAUACAAAUACAUUUGUAAUUGAAAUUGUGGCAGUAACAUUUCCUAUGAAUUUAAUGCAGGUUGCAGUACGUAUAUAUACUUAUAAUUAAAGAUGAGCAAAGUUUUCCAAAAUUUUAUUUGAACGCUUCGUUGAAUACUUCCAAAAAAUUCGCUUUGUUCCAAAUUAAUUAAUCAAUCAAGUAUGCUCAUUAAAUUAGCUAAAUCUCGGCCUGCAUGGAGAGUGUAUCUUGGUGUGCAUCACUCUGCAUUUCAGCAACAUGCAUAGCUAGUCAUUUCUUGUAGUGAAACAGUUACUGUGCAUCAGUAUGACAGGCAGGUCACAUACAGUAUAUGGAUGAACGCAUCGGCAAGUGUCACUAUUAGGCUCAGUUCAGACUUCACUUAUUUGGUCAGUUACAGGUCCAAAACAAAGAACAGGGGCAGAUCUUUUCAUGAUAUGCUAUCUGCCAGUAGGAUUGGCUCCUGAUUUUAGCCCACCAUACAGUAAGUGCUGGAAUUAACUGACCAAAUAACUGAAGUGUG